Messenger RNA from Nothoprocta perdicaria, 506 nucleotides. Its product is annotated as protein KRI1 homolog. The transcript is spliced from 5 exons. The annotation marks the transcript as partial. Gene Ontology annotation, cellular component: 90S preribosome; nucleolus. Gene Ontology annotation, biological process: endonucleolytic cleavage in ITS1 to separate SSU-rRNA from 5.8S rRNA and LSU-rRNA from tricistronic rRNA transcript (SSU-rRNA, 5.8S rRNA, LSU-rRNA). The record is from RefSeq and is a predicted model, not a curated record. Lineage: Eukaryota; Metazoa; Chordata; Aves; Tinamiformes; Tinamidae.
GAAUUCUUUGGUGACGACUUCUACGGGCGGGAGGAGGAGGAGAAGCCGCAGUUCGAGGAGGAGGAAGGGCUGGAGGACGACUGGAACUGGGACACGUGGACGGGCCGGGAUGAGGAUCCGGAUGGGGAUCCGGCCGGGGAUGUGGAACAGGAGGAAGGCGGCAGCCACGAGCCGCACUGCGAGGACCCCGACUUCGUGAUGGAUGCGGAUUACGACCCCCGCGCUCCCGCCGGGAAGCAGCCGCCGGCGCCGGGGCGGAAGCGCCGCUUCCGGGAGGCCCUGGCGCGGCCCAAGCCGCUCUUCGACCCCGCCGCCGGCUCCUUCGAGCGCUACCUGGACGAGUUCUACAGCCUGGACUACGAGGACCUGGUGGGCGACCUGCCGUGCCGCUUCAAGUACCGCCGCGUGCCGCCCUGCGACUUCGGCCUCAGCACCGAGGAGAUCCUGGCGGCCGACGACAAGGAGCUCAACCGCUGGUGCUCCCUGCGCAAGACCUGCAUGUACCG